This is a messenger RNA of Peromyscus californicus insignis, 5509 nucleotides long. It is a transcript of the gene Rpf1, whose product is annotated as ribosome production factor 1 homolog. Gene Ontology annotation, cellular component: nucleolus; preribosome, large subunit precursor. Bases 25 to 1074 code for a protein of 349 amino acids. NCBI's taxonomy places the organism in Eukaryota, Metazoa, Chordata, Mammalia, Rodentia, Cricetidae. Gene Ontology annotation, biological process: maturation of 5.8S rRNA; maturation of LSU-rRNA. Gene Ontology annotation, molecular function: rRNA primary transcript binding. The transcript has 9 exons. The record is from RefSeq and is a predicted model, not a curated record.
CGGUUCCGUACAGCUGCAAACAACAUGGCGAAAGCCGGGGAGAAGAGUGUCGGCGGCGGGAAGCGAGGUUUGAAGAGGAAAGCCGCCGCCGAAGAGCCUCAAGAGGCUGCGGUCGCGGGCGAUGGGGCGGCGGAGAGCGGGGCGCGGCCCCCGAAAGCGGGUGCCUUCCCCCCGGGAUUCAGUAUCUCGGAGAUUAAGAACAAACAGCGGCGACACUUGAUGUUCACGCGGUGGAAACAGCAGCAGCGGAAGGAAAAGUUGGCAGCUAAGAAAAAACUUAAAAAAGAGAGAGAGGCUCUUGGUGAUAAGGCUCCACCAAAGCCUGUUCCCAAGACCAUUGACAAUCAACGAGUCCCCGAUGAAACCACAGUAGACCCCAAUGACGAAGAGGUCGCUUAUGAUGAAGCUACAGAUGAAUUUGCUUCCUACUUCAACAGACAGACAUCUCCUAAGAUUCUCAUCACGACAUCGGAUAGACCUCAUGGGAGAACAGUACGACUCUGUGAACAGCUCUCAACAGUUAUACCAGAUUCACAUGUUUAUUACAGAAGAGGACUGGCUCUGAAAAAAAUUAUUCCACAGUGCAUUGCAAGAGAUUUCACAGACCUGAUAGUUAUUAAUGAAGAUCGAAAAACACCGAAUGGCCUUAUUUUGAGUCACUUGCCAAAUGGCCCAACUGCUCACUUUAAAAUGAGUAGUGUUCGUCUUCGUAAAGAAAUUAAGAGACGAGGCAAAGAUCCCACAGAACAUGUUCCCGAGAUAAUUCUGAAUAACUUCACAACACGGCUUGGUCAUUCCAUUGGACGCAUGUUUGCGUCUCUCUUUCCUCAUAAUCCUCAAUUUAUUGGAAGGCAGGUUGCCACAUUCCACAAUCAGCGGGAUUACAUCUUCUUCAGGUUUCACAGAUAUAUAUUCAAGAGUGAAAAGAAAGUGGGAAUUCAGGAACUUGGACCACGUUUUACCUUAAAAUUACGAUCUCUUCAGAAGGGUACCUUUGAUUCUAAAUAUGGAGAAUAUGAAUGGGUCCAUAAGCCACGGGAAAUGGAUACAAGUAGAAGAAAAUUCCAUUUAUAAAGUACUGAGGGAGUAGUAUUGAAUUUUGCUGGACAGGCCUGUCUUGAAAAACAUGGUAAAUUAUUUAACAAAGCACACUUUUCUAAAUGAUUUUGAUUUUGUAAAUCUUAUAUUUGAACAAAUGACCAAGUGCCAUGAAUUUCUACUUUGUUGUUGUAAAUAUAAAUAAAUAUAAUUUUGGUGAGGGUCUAAAACUCCUAAACCUUGCUAUCAUUUUACGUUAAUUGUGAAUUUUGUUGGAAUGAAGAUUCAAACUUUCUAAUUUGCACUCCCAAAGAACUUGUAGGCUAGGAAAAGUGUAGCCCUGAUUUAAUACACCAGUCUCAGAGGCCAGAUUACCAGGACUUGGCACAAAGUUACAAGUCACUGGAGUUAACCUUUCAAUUCCUGUUUUCUUGCUCAAUUUUACCUAAUUACCAUCUACUGUCCUACUUCAUUCAGGUAUUGUCUUGAGUUCUCAAGUCCUGCCCCAUUUCCCUGUUCCUCCAUACCACAUACAGUUUCUCUGUGUAGCUCUGGCUGUCCUGGAACUCCUUUUGUAGACCAGGCGGCCUCGAACUCACAGAGAUCUGCCUGCCUCUGUCUCCCAAGUGCUAAGAUUAAAAGGCAUGUUACACCAUCAUCCAGUCAAGUUCUUGAUUCUUCUAAGAGGACUCUUAUUUCCAAAGUGAAGCAACUACCUUCCUGGUAUAACUGCUAAAUACACUACAAAGCAUUUUGUUUUGUUUGGAAUCUUUUGUUGUCUGUGUGAGCCCAGAGGACAGUGUCAAGUGCCUGUCAUCCCUUUCUGCCUCAUUUAUUAAACAGAGUCUUUCAUUAAACCUAGAGCUCACCAUUUUAACCCAUGCUGGUGGCCAACAAACCCUCUCCUCCACGUGCUAGGGUUCUAAGCAUUCAUAGCCAUGAUCAGCUUUUUGUAUAGGUGGCAGGGAUCUGAAUUCAGAUUAUAAUCACAUAGCAAGAACUCUUACCCACUGGGCACCUCUCCACCCAUAUUUGGAAUAUUUAAAGUAAUUCCUGUAACUAACUGAAAGAAACUGGAAGUCUCCCACUCUUUGAACAAAAAUUUCCAUUUGUUCUAUAAGUUAAGAGCUGGUAUUGAAAAGAUUAAUAUACAGUGCAUUUCAUUAACAGUAACAAGGCCAGAAAUUUGUAUGCUGUUUUAUUGUAUGCUAUAGCCAGUGUAUAUAAAAUAGUUAAACCUUGUGAAACAGAAAUCCAUGAAAAUUCAGAGAGGUAGAUGUUAAGAUCUGACAAGUAGAAGAUUGUAUAUUAUGGCACGCGUUAUAGAGAAGCUUUUGUACAGACUUCAAAUUUAGUUCUCUUGAAUGUCCACUGGUUCAUGAAAAGUGGUUUGAGAAAUCUGAUGGGAGGAAAAAAAAGAUAAAAAUGUUAAAAAAAAGUUAUCGAUACUUUAUAACUGAUAUUUAAGCAAGGACAAUUGUUUUUUAUUUUUGAAAAUGGUUUAUGUUCUGCCUAUUUUUCUGAGUAAUAACAUACAGAUGAUCCUUUUCAACCUCACAAUGGUGUAAAGGGCUACCUGGGCAUAUUCGGUAAUGCUGUUCUUCUGAGAUGCUGUGUAGUAGCAGCAGUGAGGUGACAUUCCCUAGUCCACUCCAGGACCAAGACCGGCCAACUGCCAACCCCUCGCUGUGCUGCUAAGUCAGUAGACUUGACAGGUGAGAGUGUGAUGUAUUUUCAGCUUACUAUGGGGUUGCUGGUAUACACCUACCAUAAGGCAACUGCGGUGAUAGAUUGACUGGGUCUAGGAGAGAAAUGGAGCCAGGCAGUGGUGGCACACACCUUUAAUCCCAGCACUAAGAAAGUUGAGACAGGAAAUGAUAUGGGAAAGGUAUGUAAGGCUUGAGGAGACAGGAACUAGAGCCUUUUCAGCUGAAGAAGCUCAUUCGGCUAGAGGCCUAUUGACCAAGGCUUUUUCAGGCUGAGGAGUCCUAGAGUUAAGAGGUGUCUGUGCCUUAUUCUGUUAUCUCUCUGAUCUUUCAGCAUUUACAAUAUCUGGCACCAGGUUUUUUAUGAUAAGACCUUUAGAAAUUCAUGUUACAGUCAACCCCUCUAUUUCUAGGCGGCUCACUUGAAUAUCAGUUUAUAAAGGGUUUUUUAAUUAAAUUGAGCCUAAGCCUAUUUGUUUACUUUUGAAGAUACAAUCUACAAAACGCUCUAAAAUCCAACUUUCCCCUAGUUCUUACAACAGGCAAAGUACCCAUCAACCCGUUUUAUGGAGUCUUAUAGAUGACAUCUCUAAAAUUACUGAAAUAUACUUUUUCAUAAUAAAAAGGCAAACAUAAAAACAUUCAAUAAGGAAAAUCCAAAGCUCCUUUGGAAAAAUGAUUUAUGAUGAAGUCACUUCUAUUCACCUACACACAAAAAACAUGCAAGAAUCCUGAACAUACUGCUGUCAGCAGCAUCAACAAUCUUACUGCAGCUCAUUGGAAGAAUGAAUAGACAAUCUAUGUAUGCGGCAGCAGAAUACCAUUUAGCAGCUUAAAUGACUGAACAAUCCAUACAGGAUAAACACAGAUCUCAAAAAUUAAAGCAAUAAUUAUAUACUUAAAAACAGUAUUAUCUUGAUACUAUAAAAUACAGUUAAGUUCAUGUAUAUAGGGGAAAGAAAAAACAGGCAUAACAACUUCACAAUAAGUUACUACAGAAAGUAGUAAAAGUAAAACCUGUUUUUAAAAACUAACAAGGUGUAAAAAAAUAAAAUAAAAUUUUGAGUACUUCAUAACAAACACUGAAGAAGUACAGAACCUCUGGGGAAAAACAGAAGAAAACAUUUAACUUCACUUAAUAGCAAAUUGAGCGUGCACCACACACACACAACCAUCCAUGCCCUGAGUGGAAGGCCAAAGAUGAGCAGUGAUAAUCAAGUAUUAUUAAAACUUCCACGUCUCUGUUUGGUAGUUUCACCACUAACGUAUACAGCCAGCCACCAAAAUGUCAGCCUUGGCCAUGGCCUCAAACUUGGAAACUGAUACUAAGUGAAGUAAUUACCAUGUUAUAGCUCAGCUGCUGAAAGCCCUGUGAAUAUUUACUGACACAGAAAUGCUCUUAAGAGGAAACACAUUAACAACAACGGUCAUUUCCUUUCUGCAUCCUCUGUUGCUAAAUUACUUAGGUUGGUUUUACUUUUAAAAUCUGAGUAUAGACGCCAGUGAUUUUCUUUUAGUCCACGUCUUUAAUGUCCACUAGACCAUCAGCAGAGUUUACAGGGUCUGGAGCCUUAAACCUUAGAACCCCUGGGUUAUAAUAUGGACUUCAGGAAGGCGAUCUGGAAAUUCACUGACAGUUUUAAGGAGCAGUGUUGCUACAUCUAAAUACCCUUUCCUCACCCUAAAUUGCUUCAAAUCAUAAUAUCCAAAGUUUUCCUUACUGCUGGAAUUAACAGCCUUAAUUUUAUUUUGAAAUCUGGGUUCUUAUCUCAGUCAUUUAUAAAUGUAAAUCAUUUAAACACUGAAGUGUGGACUCUUAAAAACAAAAAAAGUAUUAAUAGGACUUCAGACUUAACAUUUUUUAUUAGAUGAAAAUAAAUUAAUCUGUAAAAAUACAAGAACUGAGCCGGGCGGUGGUGGCGCAUGCCUUUAAUCCCAGCACUCGGGAGGCAGAGCCAGGUGGAUCUCUGUGAGUUCGAGGCCAGCCUGGUCUCCAAAGCGAGUUCCAGGAAAGGCGCAAAGCUACACAGAGAAACCCUGUCUCGAAAAACCAAAAAAAAAAAAAAAAUACAAGAACUGAGUCUAAAAAAGAAUUUUUAGUAAAUUAUAAAAAUAUGAAACUCCUUGAGACCCCCAGUGAAUAUUGCCAAAAGCCAGAAACUAUUAACACUGUUAAAUAUAAAGAUAUGAGCUGGACUGUUAACACUAUUUCUUCAUGGAGAACCUAUUACCUAAAAGCAGCUUCAUUCCCCUUCUCCUUGAUGUUUCAAAAAGCCUUGUAUUCUUAACUAAUCAUUAUAUUUACUGGAACAGUACUUACACUUCCUGAACACUCCCAGAUCUACAAAGCCUAUGUAAUAAGGUAUUUUAGGAAGCAGCUUCCUGGACUUUGAGUCAGAAUGUUAGUAUAAGGGUGUGUACUACAACAAAGUACUUUUUAAUACACAGUUUAAGUCUGCUUCCCAAUUCAAUACCAUUAACUAAUGUACCAAAGAUUACAAAUGACAGACAGUAUCCUUUAAUUACAUUUUAAAUUAGCUGAAGCAGUUUUGGCCACAUCUUUAGAUCAACAGGUUUUUUCACACGUGGUAUUUGAUCUAGAACAUGAAUAUAAACUCUUGACAGAUGUACUAAAGAGCAAGUGAUUCAUUGUCUUAAUCCUCAAAUCCAGUUCCCUGCCAACAAGUGCAAAUCUCUCUCUCUCUCUCUUUUUUUUUUUAAAUCUUUUCUCAACAAAUGGAAAUAAAGGUAAAACCUGUUCCUUA